Messenger RNA from Malassezia japonica, 4650 nucleotides. It is a transcript of the gene YKU80, whose product is annotated as ATP-dependent DNA helicase yku80. The coding region runs from base 1 to 4650 and encodes 1549 amino acids. Gene Ontology annotation, cellular component: nucleus; Ku70:Ku80 complex. Gene Ontology annotation, biological process: double-strand break repair via nonhomologous end joining; DNA recombination; telomere maintenance. The record is from RefSeq and is a predicted model, not a curated record. NCBI's taxonomy places the organism in Eukaryota, Fungi, Basidiomycota, Malasseziomycetes, Malasseziales, Malasseziaceae. The transcript is spliced from 9 exons. Gene Ontology annotation, molecular function: double-stranded DNA binding; damaged DNA binding; telomeric repeat DNA binding.
AUGGCCUCGUCGUUGGGCCAGCGGACGCUGGUCACGUUCGUGCUCGAUGUGUCGGAGCCGAUGGGUACAAGUGAUGGCGGGCGUUCGCGCCUCGACCGAAGUACGGCGUUUGCAUCGCUGCGCGUACUGGAGAUGAUGUUGCGGGGCCUCGCGACGAUCAAAGUGUGCCUCAUAGCGUAUGGUUCCGAACGAACCAACAACAUCGUGCGCCGCAACGGUGUAACCGAAGGAUACGAAGGUGUAGAUGAAGUGUGGCCGCCGUCGCGGCCGACGCUCGCGACGCUCGAAGUGCUCAGCGCGCUGCGUCCUGCGCGACGCGCGACGCGCUGUGACCCCCUCGACGCGCUUAUUGUUGCGAUCGUAUCCAUGGUCGACAAGCAGCACGGCGAGCCGUCGCCGGCGUGGACGCGCAUUGUGUAUCUCGUGACGCGCGCCGACGUCACGCUCAACACGGCCGACGUCGAGAUGAUCAAGGCGCGGCUCGCGCAAGAGUCCAUCCAGCUGCGCGUGAUGGGAUUUGAUUUCCCCGCGUCGCCGAUGCAGGCGCCGAAGCUCGAGGCGCCGCCCACCGUGCCGUGGUUCAACGUGGGAUUCUGGCGCACGAUGCUUGACGGCCUUCCUCAUGCGGCGUACGCGAGCGCCGAAGACGCCGAAGAGCAGGCGCUCCUUCCGAAUACACAGCUCGCCAGGUCGGCGCCGACCAGUCUGCAGCUCACGUUUGGGCGUCCGGAUGGCGACGAGGCGCACACGCUCUCGAUUGCCGUGCAGCUCCUCAAGGCGACCGCGGUGCAGCGCCCCAUGACCCAGCGCAAGGUGCUCAAGAAAGAGGACGGCGCGCCACAGGCAGUUGAUGCACGCCGCGUCUACUACAAGGUCGCCGACGUACUCCAUGCCGAGGACUUGGACCAAGUCAAGCCGCUCCCUGACGAGAGCCACGCGUCGUUCCAGCGCGCCUUUAAGCUCGGCGCGUCGCUCGUGCCGAUGCAACAUGCGAUGGAGGCGCCGCUCGAGACGCACCAAGGCCUCGAGGUGCUGCACUUUGUGCACGCCUCGACCUACCGUCGCGAGUUCCACCUUGGCGAGACGCACUACGUCAUCGCGAAUCCCAAGUCGCCGCGCGCGCAGAUCGCGCUCUCGAGUCUGGUGCAGGCGGCGCUCGUCAAAGACGUGUAUAUCUUGUGCCGCCUCGUCUCGCGCGAGCACGCGGAUCCGAAGCUGUGUGUCCUUGCGCCGCUGGUCGAGCAGGAGAUGGACUGCUUCUGCAUGACGCGCGUCCCUUUCCGCGAAGACGUGAAGCGCUUCGCCUUCCCUCCUCUGGACCGCGUGCCGACCAAGACCGGGAGCGAAUUGACAGAGCACGCGACGAUUCCCACCGCGGCGCAGCAGCAGGAUAUGGAUGCGUUUGUCGACGCGAUGGAUCUCAUGGACAUGGACCCCGACGGGGACGCCGAGGGCUGGUACGCGCCCCAGCUCAGCUUCAAUCCUGCGAUCCACGGCGUGAAGAACGCGGUCAAGUGGCGCUUCCUCGCACCGGACAAGACCGAGCUACCCGAGCUGCACCCCGUUCUGCGCCAGUUCCUCGCGACGCCGGACGACGCCGAGGCGCGCGCCCGUCCGGUGCGCGACGCGUGUGCGAAUGCGUUUGCGCCGCCGCAGCGCGCCGCCCCGAAACGCGACGCGCCUUCCACGCCGAGCAAGAAGCCGCGCGCCGACUCGGACUCGGACGCGACGCCGGACGAAGACGCACCGGAUGUCUCUACGGAAUACGUGGCUGUGCCCGACGGACGCAUACGCACCGCGCACGCCGUCGACGAUUUCGAGGCGCUCGUGUACAGUACCGAGGCUGUGACGGAGACGUGCAAUGCGAUGCAGCAAGUGCUCUUUGCCCUUAUUGCACAGAACCCAUCGGCCUCCCAAUUUCCCGCCAUCUGCCGCGCCUUGCAUGCAUACCGCGCGGCAGCGAUGGAGCUCGAAGAGGCCGUGCCCUUUAACCGGUUUUUGCGCAAAUGGAAGAAGCGCGUGCUCGCUAUGGUCCCUGCGCUAUGGGACGACGCACUCCAGCACCGCGAGGAUCUCGGCCUGAUCACCCACGAUCAGGACGCGGCACACCGCUCCGACGUCACGGCGCAGGACGCCACCAUGACGGAGCAGCGGCGCGUCGAGCUGCCCAAGACGGCGCAGCUGCUAGCGUCCGCAUGCAAUCCGUGCAUGGACCUGAUUGCGCUGCUGUGCCUGGAUAGCGCACCGCCACUCGCGGCGGUCGGUCCACCGGGCCUGACGCCCGCGCAGCUUGCGAUGCGCCAAAAGAUGCUUGCUUUUCAGGCGCGUCGCCUCGGCGUGACGAACCCAGCGGCAGGCCGCCAGCAGCAGUCUGGCGCGCGCCGUGGGCCCCAGAUCAAGCUGGCACUGUGGCGCUCGGGUGCCAAGAGCAACCAGGUCUGGGAGGUGGACGUCGUUCUUCCAAAACGCCUCUUUCCAGAGACGGACGCCAAGGACUUUGCCGAGACGGUGCGCGUCGCACAGGUUUGCUGGAGCCCAAACGGCGAACGACUGGCUGUGCGCUUGUUUGCGAUGCGCACAGGCGCCACGUCCGUGCACGCCUCGGCCCUGCUCCUCUAUUCCGUGUAUGACGGCAGCGUCCUUUAUACUCGCACGCUCCCUUAUCAGCCGUCAGGCUCGGGCGGCUCGUGCAGCAUGCAGUGGAUACCUCUGGAGGUGAGUCGCGUGCCGUCGCAAGCGCUCGCGAUGCUACAGGCGCUUGCGCCGCUCCCACCGGUCGAAGACGUCCAGGCGCAGCCGGCGCAUGUACGCCCGAUCCCUGGCGCACGCCAUGCGGCUCCGGCCGUGCCGAAACCGAGCGCAGGCAUCGCGCAAGGCGACGGAGUCCUUGCGCAGCUCCCUGCACUGGCGCAUGCCGCCGACGAUGCCGAGACCGUGCAAACGUCGCUUCUCUAUGUCUUCGACGAUACCGGCGCGCUGUCCGUCUUUUUGGACGGUACCGUGUGCCUUGGUACGUGCGGCGUGCUUGCCGAUGCGGUGCUUGUGCACGCCGCACCGCGCCGUGCGGCAGUGCUCGGCACGUCGCUCGCGCAAGUGUCGUUGCCGCUGCACGGCGACCGCCUACUGGCCGUGCACCACCUCGCUCAGCUGAGCACGGCACUGCAGCACGAGCUUGCACAUGCAGCAGAUGCCGUGCACUGUGCGUCACAGGCGUGGCGCACGCUCGCACGUCCCCGCGCCGCUGAAUGGCAUACGCAUCUCGAGGACCUCGCCAAGCGGUACGCGGUCGACAUUGGCCUCGAGCUCAUGACGCUCGUCAUGACCGGGCGCGCGGCGCCUGCAUCCGAGCAGCUGCUGUUGCACAAUCUAACGGAAGGCACGACGAUUGCCAUGGAGCAAGACGCACGCCGUGGCCUCAAGCUUAUUCGGCGGUACGCUGGCACGACGCUUGUGCCGGCAUGUGAGCACAUGCUCAUCUUGCUCCAGGAACUGCAAGGAUGUGCACAGUGGCCCGAGCGCUUUGCGUCGUUCUUGGGCCAGGCCGAUGUCGAGCUUGCGCAGCUCGUUGGCGACGUGCAGACAUGCCAUGCCGUUGCGAUCGCUCUGCAAGAGCAGACGGAGCGCGAGCUACUGGCCCUCGACGAGUUUUACAAGUGGUGGCGCAUGGAACAAGACCGGCAGGAGCGGCUCAAGUCCGAAGAGGCGCCGCAUGUCAUUACCUCGCACGACACGCUCACGGUGCUCGAGCUGCUGCGCCGCGGCUUUCUCUCGCCGGAGCUCGACGCGCUGCUUGGCGCGCCCGAGCCGCCGAAGCGCGAUGCGGACAUGUCGGCGGACGACUCGAACGUCGCGCCGCCGAUCACCGACGUCGGCGAAGUCGUGUACAGCGCGCCGAGCGAGACCCCGCCGCCGAGCGCAGCCGCAGUGCGCGAUACGAUCGCGUGGCUGGAGAACGGCGCGCCCGACCGUCCGGCGGACGGCAACGUGUAUGCCGUUCCCCAGCUCUUUUCCGAGCCCGAGUCGCGUUUUCACGGCCCACGCACGCUGCCUGGCGAUGCACGGGCGCUUGCUGAGCGUUUCGAAGGCGUGAGUGCACGCCUUGCGUCGCUCCUUUCCAACGCACUUGGUCAGACCCUCGAGCAUGUGAGCAGCGCCGAGCAUGCGCUUCCCCUCGGUGACGUGUUGUGCCGCGAUGAUACCCUGUGCUCCCUGCCGCCCGACACGCCCCGCACGCAGCUGCACCCCCAGCUCGUGCGCAGCGACGGGCCGUAUGCGGUGCUUUCCGACGCGGAGGCCAGCCGGCUGCAUGUACUGCACACCGAUGAAACCGAGGUACGUGUCGUGGACGUGGCGCUGCCGCCGUGGCGUGGUGCGGCGGUGCGCAUGGUCGAUGUAGCGUGGCUCCGGCCUGGGCACCUGCUUGUCCUCGGCACGACCGGCGCCUUUUUCCUCGGCGUGCUCGCGGUGGACGACCCUCAUGCGUGGCGCGAUGUGGUCCCACUAGCGUGGCACGACCUGACAAAAGAGCGCGAGGCGAUCGAGCCGAGCCGCCUUGCGGUGCGCCGCGCGUCAGACACGCUUGCCGUGCUCGGAAGCGACCAGCGGACGCUUGCGCACUAUGCGCUUCCUCUCCCGAGUGACGCGAUGUAG